Danio rerio (zebrafish) is the source of this 3022-nucleotide messenger RNA. The record is from RefSeq and is a predicted model, not a curated record. NCBI's taxonomy places the organism in Eukaryota, Metazoa, Chordata, Actinopteri, Cypriniformes, Danionidae.
AAAAAAAUAAAUGAAUUAAAAUAUACACACAUCCAUCCUCAAUGUGUUAUGUGCAGUAAAAGCACUGAUGAUUUUUAACUUUAAAAAUAAACACAUUAUUAAGGAAUUGAUAAUUAGAUGUGUUCAUUGGUCCAUAAGCAGUAAGAGUCCUGCGUGUUCCUCCUCCUCCUCCUGUAAUGCUGUACGGCUGGGGGGUCGCGCGUGCGCUGCCGUGAUUCCGAUACGGGAUGUUCGGCGCAUCACGUGAUCUCCCGGAGUCCCGAACAGGAGAAAUGUCCGUUCUCCCGGCAACCGGCGCUGCGGCUUCAGCUCCUCCAGCUCUCGGCGGCUCCAGGUGUCCUUGAGGCCGGCAGAGGCUCCAGCGGGACCCGCGCUCCACCUCAGCAUCUUCAGGUGUUGGCCAGAGGAGAGUUUUGAUGGACCGCAUGAAGAUCAUUAAGAAGCGUCUGUCCAUGAGCUUGCAGAGCGUGCGGCGUCUGGACGAGAGUCUGUGCGAUCUGCCCGAACACACAGGACUGGAGGAAGGAGAUGAGGUCACCCAUGGUAAAAUGGGGUCAGAUGGGGAAAGUGAUCAGGCUUCAGGAACAUCCUCUGAUGAAGUUCAGAGUCCUGUACGAGUGCGCAUGCGUAACCUACAUCAGCGCAUCUCCAAUGAGGACAUCAACAAGCGUCUGUCACUGCCAGCAGAUAUCCGUCUGCCUGAAGGCUACCUGAAGAAGUUCGCCUCAAACAGCCCUCCGUUUGACAAACCUUUAAGCCGGAGACUACGGAGAACAUCACUGUCAGAGAUCGGCUUUGGGAAGCUGGAGACGUACAUCAAACUGGACAAACUGGGAGAGGGCACAUACGCAACAGUGUAUAAGGGUCGCAGUAAGCUAACAGAUAACCUGGUGGCUCUGAAGGAGAUCCGGCUGGAGUAUGAAGAAGGCGCACCCUGCACCGCCAUCAGGGAAGUGUCUCUCCUGAAGAACUUGAAACAUGCCAACAUCGUCACGCUCCACGACAUCAUCCACACAGAGAAGUGCCUUACGCUCGUCUUCGAGUACCUGGACAGAGAUCUCAAGCAGUAUCUGGACAACUGCGGCAGCAUCAUGAGCAUUUACAAUGUAAAGAUUUUCCUCUUCCAGUUGUUGCGUGGUCUGGCUUAUUGCCACAGUCAGAAGGUUUUGCACAGAGACCUGAAACCUCAGAACCUGCUCAUCAACGAUAAGGGCGAGCUCAAACUGGCUGACUUCGGUCUCGCCCGAGCCAAGUCGGUCCCCACAAAGACGUUCUCUAAUGAGGUGGUGACGCUGUGGUACAGACCUCCGGAUGUGCUGCUGGGGUCCACAGAGUACUCCACCCCCAUCGACAUCUGGGGUGUAGGCUGUAUAUUCUAUGAGAUGAUCACUGGACGUCCGCUGUUCCCCGGCUCCACCGUGGAGGACGAGCUUCAUCUCAUAUUUCGGAUCUUGGGGUCUCCUACUGAGGACUCUUGGCCAGAAGCUUACAGCAAUGAAAACUUCCUCUCCUACAGAUUCCCUCAGUAUGACGGCGAGCCGCUGGUCACCCACGCGCCCAGGAUCACUAAUGACGGUCACGAUCUCCUCUGCCAGCUGCUGCAGUUUGAUGCCAGACGGCGUGUUUCAGCAGAAGCAGCUCUCCGACACGUCUAUUUCAGAGAUCUGGGAGACAAAGUGCACCAGCUGCCCGACACCACCUCCAUCUUCUCCAUUAAGGAGAUUCGACUGCAGAAUGAUCCGGGAAAACACUUUCCAGCUCAGAGAGAGUUGGCGAUGGUCCACCGUAUGGGCUCUGCUCCGCCUGAACACUUUCUCCCAGAAGGAGUGAGCCGUGUCCUGCACAACGCUCCGCUGUCCUCAUAAACCCGUUGCGUCCUCGUCUGCGGAGCUCUCUCUUAUCUUCUGCUCGCGUUUUGCACACAUUUUGUAAAUAUCUGAAUGCCGUGAAGAGAAAAGCAUGAUAGGAAUUAAGCACCAAAGAUGCCCCGUGUGUUUGUGUGUCACUGGGUUCAGUCUUGGGAAUCUUUGAGCAGCCACAGGAUCAGGUCUGUCAUGUCAUCACGUCUGCAGCAGCUCCAGUGUUGGGGAACGCUCUACAGUUAGUCAAGUUAUUUUAUAAACUCAUUUGGAGAGGAUCACGUGCUUAUGACUGCUCUCAGCAACACAAUCUCACCGCAAUUCAUUACUUUUUCAUUUAGUGGCUAAUUCGUAUGAAUUCGUACAGUCUAAUUCGUACAUUUUAGUACGAUUUGCUCAUCCCCCAGUGACGGUUGGGGGUGGGGUCAGGUGCCACGCCUCAUUUUUAAAAUCGUACAAUUCAUACGACUGAACUUGUACGAAUUCGUACGAAUUAUCUACUAAACUAGAAAUGCAUAAAAUACUUAGGUUUUCUCGUGAGAUCAGGCUGUCUCAGCCGGUCCAGCAUCAGCUCAUAAUCGAUUAUCCAAUCAGAUGAUUCCAAACCCACUAUAAAUACCCAGAGUUCCUCAUCUCAAUGUCUUCGUCUUGAAGAAUCCCCCCUACCCACCCCUACUCCUCCUCCCUUCCAGAUGGGUGGCACAGUGGUCCAGUGGUUAGCACUGUUGCCUCACAGCAGGAAUGUCUCUGGUUAAAGUCUCCACUACACCAGGCAAUGUUUCUGUGUGGAGUUUGCUCAUUCUCCUCGUGUGGGUUUUCCCCGAGUUCCACAUAACACGCACCCUACGUAAAUCGAACACUCAAAAUUGAUCCCAUAGUCAAGCUGUUAGGGAGUACACCUCUGAUCAGCCAUCCACAUCCGUCACGGGAAACUCACUGGCCAGACUGUAGACAAGAGAGGAGAUUUCAGCCGGAACAGGAACUUCAAGACGAGUUGGCCAACAAACAUCAUCACACAGCAGAAACGUGCUGUUAUUACUAAGAGUUUGUCCUGUUUCUAGUUCAAAUAUCUACACAUAUUUCUAUUAAGAAGGAGACAAGGCAGAAUGGUGUUGUUUUAGCAAUAAUCUGAGUCAAACUGGAGAGAGUUUCUCCUGAAAACA